Molecule: messenger RNA, 1922 nt
Organism: Klebsormidium nitens
Lineage: Eukaryota; Viridiplantae; Streptophyta; Klebsormidiophyceae; Klebsormidiales; Klebsormidiaceae
Source: the annotation of a GenBank genome assembly
GUCAGCAAGUGAAGAAGAGAACUCGCAGUUCGCUGGGCGCCGCAUCCAUGGCGUCUCGCGCACAGCUGCCCUGCAAUGCUCUGUUGCAGGAGCUCAGAUCUUCUAGGUACCUAGGUAGGUAGAUCUUAUGGUACAGACUCCAGAGUCGGUACGUACGCCUGCAUGCGCAUUCGACCUUCCUUCUGCAAGACCUUUCCUUCUUCAGUUCCACAAACCUUCGUCAAUUGUACAGCAUUGCCACAGAGAAACUGGUUGUCACGAAGAAUUGGUAAUCUUGUAGCUUCAUUGUCUGCUGAGCAGCGACUUUGUCUCCUGUGCUCAUAGUUGGCGGCGAUUCCGUAGAACUGCCCAACCUGAGGAUCGCAUCGGUCACCGCAGCAUUCCUCUCAAACAUUCCCGGUCUCUUUAUCAGCAGAAGAAACAUGGCCACCUUGGCGGAUCUUAUGAAUAUGGAUCUUGAGAAGGAAGGAGUCACCAAGAUCAUUGCGGAGUAUGUUUGGAUCGGUGGGCACAAGUUGGAUCUAAGAAGUAAAGCCAGAACGCUCGAGGGCCCAGUAACCGACCCUUCCAAGCUCCCAGACUGGAACUACGAUGGAUCCAGCACGGGUCAGGCCCCCGGAGACGAUAGUGAGGUCAUCCUCAAGCCGCAGGCUAUUUACCGGGAUCCUUUCAGGAAGGGCGCUAACAUCCUGGUGAUGUGCGACACCUACACCCCUGGUGGCGAGCCCCUGCCAACCAACCACAGAUUUGCCGCUGCUGAGGUCUUGGAGAAGGUCAAGGAGCAUGUGCCCUGGUUUGGGAUUGAGCAGGAGUACACCCUGUAUCAGGCCGGCACCAACUGGCCCCUCGGCUGGCCAAAGGGCGGCUACCCAGGUCCUCAGGGCCCGUACUAUUGCGGAGUUGGCGCAGACAAGGCUUGGGGCCGUGAGAUUGUGAAUGCGCACUACAAGGCAUGCCUGUACGCGGGCAUCAACAUCAGCGGAAUUAACGGGGAGGUCAUGCCCGGACAGUGGGAGUACCAGGUUGGCCCCUGUGUCGGAAUCGAUUCCGGCGACCAGCUGUGGAUGUCUCGCUACCUUCUCGAGCGGGUAACGGAGAUGGCGGACGUCGUGUUGACUCUUGACCCCAAGCCGAUCCCUGGGGACUGGAACGGUGCUGGUUGCCACACCAACUACAGCACCAAGGAGAUGCGCGAGAAGGGCGGCAUGGCGGCCAUCGAGGAGGCGAUCAGCAAGCUGGCGAUCAAGCACGUGGAGCACAUCGAGUGCUACGGCGAGGGCAACGAGCGCCGCCUGACGGGCAAGCACGAGACCGCGUCCAUGGAGUCCUUCUCGUGGGGCGUCGCCAACCGGGGUGCGUCGAUCCGCGUCGGGCGCGACACCGCGCAGAAGGGGUACGGCUAUUUCGAGGACCGGCGGCCCGCGUCCAACAUGGACCCCUACAUCGUGACCGCCAAGAUCGCGGAGACCACCAUCCUUUUCGACCCCAAGGACCACCCGCUGCCCAAGUCAUCGGACAAGCCCCUUUCGCACGUCCCGGCCCCCCACCUUUAGGGGCUACUCGCGGGACCAUUGGCUUCCAUUCGGAACGGCGCUUCAAGAAGCGGCCUCCGAUGCAGGACGUCAAGCACGUACGUCGAUUGUUGCUCAAUAGAUAGGUGCUUUCCGUUGUGAGCAAGAACAAAGAUUGAAGUUGUAAAACUUGUGGAGUAGUCCACCCUGUAUAUUCUUAGUAUGUCUCUUGCCCUAGUAUCUUCAUCGCUUCGGGCCGUUUGAGAGGCUCUAAAGUCGAAUUAGCCCGUCAAGUCGGUUGUCUUGAAUAGACCAUGGUCAAGUGGAGAUCUUAUUGCAAGUUGACACAAUUCGGGCUUCAUAGGGCUCGGGGUCAAUUGUGAGGCCCCUUGUGUAAAAGCUGAGGUGCUU